AUGACUGACAAUAUUAUCGAUGGACUUGUCAAUAUGUUCAUCAGGCCAGAGGGCGCUGGUGAAAGCACCGAAGGUGCGACGUCAGCUAGCAAGGUUAUCGAUAGUAUUAUGAUACAAGGCGUCUACGAUGCCGGAGAUGACACUGGUGGCAAAGCCUUUGGGAAAUUUGUCGGCACCGAGAUAGCUAGAGAAGCUGUUUUCACUGCCGGUACCGUAGUUCUUCAAGCCUUCCUGGCCAAUGCCAUCAUGAAGCUACAGCAGAACAGUCAGGCACAGUCUGCAAGACCAUCAGUGAUCAUUCUCGAAUUCAGAUUUGCUAGGCCAACGCUUUAG
Fusarium venenatum is the source of this 333-nucleotide messenger RNA. NCBI's taxonomy places the organism in Eukaryota, Fungi, Ascomycota, Sordariomycetes, Hypocreales, Nectriaceae. The record is from RefSeq and is a predicted model, not a curated record.